AUGAAAGAUAAGUUGUUAUAUGCAAGAUCCGAAAAAAGCAGAACUGGAAUUUUGCUGUUAGUUUUUUAUGAAAAAAUUAAAGUCGCUACUGAUAAUCAAGAUACAUUAUUGGAGCAACAAGAACAAGACAUCGAUUCAUUGGUGAUAAAUUUGAUAUCUCAAGAUAUAGAUCUAGAUGUAGAAAGCCAGUUAAAUAUAUAUUUGAACCUCAAUAGUUCACAUAUUAUAACUGAAAAAAAACUUGAAGAUUCUAAAAUUAUUGAGAUAGUUUUGGAUGAAGAAAAUCAACUUGAAAAUGAAGAUUCUAACAAUUCAGAUAAAGAAGAACCAGAAAUCACUGUGUUAGAGGAAUUGAUGAGAUUAAAAAAGUUUAUUAACUUUUUUGAACAACAAACUAAUACAAAUUUCAAAGCAGAAGAUCUUAAAAUUUUUUGA
Dentiscutata erythropus is the source of this 435-nucleotide messenger RNA. Lineage: Eukaryota; Fungi; Glomeromycota; Glomeromycetes; Diversisporales; Gigasporaceae. The record is from the annotation of a GenBank genome assembly.